Molecule: messenger RNA, 1790 nt
Organism: Macadamia integrifolia
Lineage: Eukaryota; Viridiplantae; Streptophyta; Magnoliopsida; Proteales; Proteaceae
Product: long-chain-alcohol O-fatty-acyltransferase-like
Exons: 2
Coding region: 117-1304 (395 amino acids)
Biological process (GO): lipid metabolic process
Source: RefSeq, a predicted model, not a curated record
UUGUCGGUUUCUGCCCUCUCUCUCUCUCUCUCUCUCUCUCUCUCUGUGCACGGUGUUGCUACAAAUGCAAUAGUAAGGGUUUUAAUUGUCUGAGAUUCAAGACUAGCAGAAGCAGAAUGGAAGACGAGAUCAAGAGCUUCAUCCAUGUAUGGAUUACAGCAAUCAUAUCUCUACUCUACUGUUACUUCAUAACUUCAAAGAUCCCAGGUGGAAAAUUCAGGUUCCUCUCCCUCCUCCCUGUCUUCUACCUCUUCACUGUCCUCCCAUUCAACAUCUCCUCCGUCCAUCUCGGAGGUCCAACAAUCUUCUACCUCACCUGGCUCGCCAAUUUCAAACUCCUGCUCUUCUGCUUAGAUCAAGGCCCUUUAUCUCUCACCUCCAAACCCACUCCAUCUCUUCUCCAAUUCAUCUCCAUUUCUUGUCUCCCAAUCAAAAUCAGACAUUACCCAUCUCUCCGAUCUCCUCUAAAUUCUUCUCCAAAUUUAGAUCCAUCUCAGAUUCUCAAAUCCAAGUAUAACCCAUCUCUCCAAUACCCUAAAUCGCCCCCAGAUCUAGAGAAAACCAAAUCCCAAUCGCCUCUGUCUCUGGUCUGUAAAGCCCUGCUUUUGGCUCUUGUGAUCCGUAUCUAUGAUUAUAGAGCGCAGCUUCAUCCAGUGGUCAUCUUAGUCCUCUACUGCUGCCACAUCUAUCUCGGCUUAGAAAUCUUUCUAGCCAUGGGUGCUGCCCCGGCUCGAGCCCUGCUUCGUCUGGAACUAGAGCCUCAAUUCGAUGAGCCCUACCUCUCUACUUCCCUACAAGACUUUUGGGGUCGAAGGUGGAACCUCAUGGUGACGAGUAUUCUACGCCCUAUCGUAUACAAUCCCAUACGUAGUAUCUCUACAAGUAUUUUUGGGAGGGAGUGGGCCCUACUGCCUGCACUUCUGGGAACGUUCCUGGUGUCAGGUCUAAUGCACGAGUUUAUAUACUUUUAUUUCACGCGUGUGAAUCCUUCGUGGGAGGUGACGUGGUUCUUUGUUCUCCAUGGGAUCUGUACGGCUAUGGAAGUGGCUGUGAAAAAGGCUUUGAUGGGGAGGUAUAAAUUGCAUCGGGCGGUUACGGGUCCUUUAACGAUCGGGUUUGUAGCGCUUACCGGUUAUUGGCUGUUCUUUCCACAACUCACAAGGAAUCAUGUGGACGAUAGAGCGAUAAGCACCAUGGAUAUCAGAGAAUGUAGAAUAUCAGAGAGCGUAGAAGUAGAUGAAGAGGUUGGAGGAAGAGAUACCAACUCAGGGAAGAAGAAAUUGCAGUUUCUACAGGGAAUGUGACUUCUUUUCGUCAAUCGAACCCUCCACCAACUUCAGUCAGUUCCUUCCCUUCUUGGUGUUCUUCAUUACUUGAGUUUGAAGAUUUGCAGAGCAAGGAUUGAAGACCUAGGUUGAAGGUGAUGAAAGUGAAAGAGGGAUUUUCCUCAUUUCUUCGUUUUAAGUGAAGGAUCUUUUGGUCUCUUCACUUAGUUCUGAGGGCAUUUUCGGUAUAAAAAAGGUGACUUCACUAGCUAAAUGUUUCAAACUCACGAACACUAAUGGAUUGGGCUCAAAUGUAAGAAUCUUUCAAAUUACAGGGGAGGGAGACAUAAAUAGUUCAAACCCUUCAACCCACAUGUAAUUUCGGCAAACUACAGGGGAGGAGGCAUUAUUUUCCCUAAAUAUUAAGAUAUGGCAUCGAAAGUCACAAUCAAUCUUGACUACUCCCGGCCCGUUACCUAAAGAAGUCUAUUUAGGUUGAUUUUGAUGUGAUUUUUAUUUCAAUUU